Aspergillus oryzae RIB40 is the source of this 6762-nucleotide messenger RNA. RefSeq lists its product as uncharacterized. Gene Ontology annotation, molecular function: 3-oxoacyl-[acyl-carrier-protein] synthase activity; fatty acid synthase activity; phosphopantetheine binding. The record is from RefSeq and is a predicted model, not a curated record. The coding region runs from base 1 to 6762 and encodes 2253 amino acids. Gene Ontology annotation, biological process: secondary metabolite biosynthetic process; fatty acid biosynthetic process. Lineage: Eukaryota; Fungi; Ascomycota; Eurotiomycetes; Eurotiales; Aspergillaceae. The transcript has a single exon.
AUGCAGGGCACUUCAUUUCUUUUCGGCACACUCACGCCUGAGCAUAACUGGAACUCGAUUCGAGACCUAAAAUGCUAUUUCGACCAAAACCUAGGCGCGGAGUGGAUUCUUGCUGCAGUUUCCGGGCUUCCCGACUACUGGGAUCUCUUAGUAAAGAAAUUGCCAUCCAUCGAUGGCUCGUUCCCAGGUCGGCAGGUACUGGAGGACUUCCACCGCUGGCUUCGACAAGGAUUCAAUGCGGAUGAGACCUCAUCUCAAUUGGGAAAUACUGUUCUGCUACCCAUUGUGGUAAUUAUCGGCUUGAUUGAGUACUGGCGUUUUGUUGAAGCGAAGAACCCAGGAUGUGAAGAUCCACUCCAAGAGUUUAGUUCCAAGCUUCAAGAAGGCGAAAUGUGUAAUUCUGAGGCCAUUGGCCUGUGUGCAGGGCAGUUGACCGCAUACGCUGUUGCCAGCAGUCGUACUCGCUCUGAGUUUGAACGUUAUGGCUCCGUUUCAAUUCGUUUGGCAAUGAUGAUCGGAGCAGCUACGGAUGCGCUGGACGCGCGACAUGGGAAGGCAAAAUCUUAUGUUGCAGCGUGGCGUAAUCCCGAACAAUGUGAACAAAUGAAGCGGGCCAUCAGCCUAGUACACCCACAAGCAUACAUUUCUGUUUGGCUGGAUGAGAGACGAGUGACAAUCACCACAACUGCCCAAUGGAUUCGGUCUAGUCUUCUACGUCAAUUUCAGGGAGCGGGACUGACAGUCGCCGAGUCGACCAUCCAAGGGCCCAUUCAUUCUCCUAGCAGUGAGAACAAAUCGCUUGCCCAGGGCAUUCGUGAGAUUUGCCAAGUUACUCCCGCUUUACAGCUAGGGGAUAUCUCGAACCUCGCCCUUCGGACAUACACGAACGACGGCCAUGGGACUCCAGUUGACCGGGGUAGUCUGCACGACCUAGCUGUGCAAAGCACACUUGUUGCAGAGUGUAACUGGUAUGGGACCUUUGCAUCGCUACCUCUAUCUCAUAGGAACUCGACUCAAGGUGUUGUCGCAUUCGGCCCUGACCGGUGUGUCCCUCAAUCCUUGACAACAUCCUUGGGUGGAAGAUUUAUUCAUGUCUCACGCCUGGGUCAUUCCGAUGCUCUUCCCAAUGGUAUCGAUACAUCAACGUUUUCUGCUACCCCAACCACUACUGCCGCUACCCCUGCUGCUAUGACACCUGCGCUCACCACACCUGUGUCUCCAUCCCUUGUUCCACCUGCCUCUCACAUUCCAACGCAACAAACAGAGUAUGUCCAGAAUACGCCCGUGAAGCAGCUCCGAGCUGUAGAUAUGGCGAAUCCCGACAAUGAGAUUCGAGCGAAGCAACACCAACAGGCCGAGCCUUCACUCUCGACCGAAAGUACGGUUGCCAUAGUGGGCAUGUCCAUCAAAACAGCUGGUGCAGACGACGUAGACGAGUUCUCGCGCAUGAUACAAACUGGCACCUCCCAGCACGAGCUAGUUGGACCUGAUCGAGUCAAAUUUCAUACGCUGUGGCGCGAAGGUGACUGGGAUCCCUCUUACAAAUGGUAUGCCAAUUGGAUGCGCAACAUAGAGAGCUUUGACCAUCAAUUCUUCAAGAAGAGCCCUCGAGAAGCCGCCAACAUGGAUCCAGCGCAAAGGCUCUCUCUGCAGGCUGCUUACCAAGCCGUUGAAAGCUCUGGCUACUAUUGUAGCGAUCGAAAUCCCACCACAGGAAUGGAUCGGGAUGAGACUGAUGCAAAUCAUACUGGUGUAUAUUUGGGAAUAACAUUGGAUGAUUAUCAAAACCACGUCAGAUCCCAUCGCGCAAAUGCCUUCUCCAUCACGGGAACUAUGCGGAGUCUCAUUGCCGGCAAGAUAGCUCAUCAUUUUGGCUGGACAGGCCCCGCCAUGACUCUCGAUACUGCCUGCUCCUCAUCUGGUGUUGCCAUUCAUACAGCCUGUCGAGCCAUUUUGGCUGGUGACUGCAAUGCUGCUCUUGCCGGAGGGGUCAACGUCAUUACUGACCCUCUUGCCUUCCAGGAUUUAGCAGCUGCCGGCUUUCUCAGUCCCUCACGCCAAUGUAAGCCAUUUGAUAACAGUGCAGAUGGGUACUGCCGGGGGGAAGCUGUGGGCUUUGUCUUCUUGAAACGACUCUCCGAUGCAUUGGCGGAUGGCAAUCAGAUAUUUGGAUGUAUUGCCAAGUCAUCAGUCUAUCAGAAUGAGAACCACACACCCAUCUUCGUUCCGAACUCACCUUCUUUAUAUAACCUUUUCAGUUCUGUUAUAAAGAAAUCCCAGGUAGAUCUAUCAGACAUAUCAGUGGUGGAAUGUCACGGGACAGGUACGCCAGUGGGGGAUCCUGCUGAGUGGGAAAGUGUUCGUCAGGCCCUGGAAGGGCCUGAAAGGCCUGAGCCAGUGUAUAUCGGGUCUGCGAAAGGUCACAUAGGCCACACAGAGGGUGCUUCUGGCUUAGUUGCGCUCAUAAAGGUCUUGGCUACAAUUCAAAGCGGGUACAUUCCACCUCAGGCAAGUCAUUCCACACUGAAUCACCUCAUACAACCAACCGACACGAUGCAGAUUGCGAAGGCUCUACAGCCCUGGCGAGCUACACGCAAGGCAGCAUUGAUCAACAACUACGGUGCCAGUGGAUGUAAUGUGGCCAUGGUUGUCACCGAAUCUCCAGUCUCCCAGCCGUCACAUGACCAGUGUAUUUCAGAAGAGUUGAUGAAUGUUCCCAUCUGCAUUUCCGGGCGAACCAUAAACACAGUCAAGGCCAACUGCGCACGGCUUCUUAAAUACCUUGACAUUCACACCGGUAUUAGCCUCGUCGACCUUUCAUUCAACAUUAACCGUCAAUGCAGCCGUCUGCUGCCCUACAGAUUCUCAUUCACAUGUGGUUCUCUAGAUGAAUUGAAAAUGUCGUUAUCGCAAAUAGUGGCUCUGUCUCCUGGCCCAGAGGCGGAUACAAUGGUUACUCCCUGCCAGCCUGAGCGACAAAUUAUUCUCUGUUUUGGUGGCCAGAUAUCAAGAGCCAUCGGGCUAGAUCGUAGCCUGUACGAUCGUACGAAGGUUUUACAAUAUCAUCUGAAUGAAUGCGACCGAGCAGUUCAGUCACUAGGGGCUGAAAGUAUCUUCCCUGAUAUUUUCUCCCAUGAACCAGUAGAAGACCAGCAACAUUUGCAAACAAUGCUAUUUGCAAUGCAAUAUUCUUGCGCAAUGUCCUGGUUACAAUCUGGGUUAUCAAAGCGAGUUGCUACACUUGUUGGUCACAGCUUCGGGGAGAUUACUGCGAUGUGUAUAUCUGGCGUGCUGUCUUUGCAGGAUACUUUGAAGCUGGUGGUAGGAAGAGCACAGUUGGUCCGAGACUCGUGGGGAUCUGACCCCGGUGCCAUGCUUGCGGUCGAAGCGGACGAGAUUGCUGUGCAAACACUGUUAUCUCAGGCCAACCGGGUGUACACUGGCUCCCAUCCGGCAAGUAUUGCGUGCUACAACGGUCCUAGGAGUUUCACUUUGGCAGGUUCUGAAGAGGCCAUUGGCAUCGUGACUGAUAUUCUGUCUGAAACCUCUCCUCCGAUACGCAGUAAGACACUGCGAGUGACGAACGCCUUCCACUCAAGUCUCGUCGACACAAUUGCCUCUAGGCUUAAAGCUGUGGGAGGAAGUAUCACCUUCAAGAAGCCAAAGAUUCCUCUUGAGCGAACGACAGAGGCUAGAUCAUCCGCUGGACUUCUAGGCCCGCAGUAUGUGGCGGAACAGAUGAGACAACCAGUAUUCUUUCACCAUGCUGUGCAACGCAUCGCGAAGGGCCAUCCGAACUGUGUUUGGUUAGAGGCAGGGUCUAGCUCUACAAUCACUGUCAUGGCCCAGCGAGCGUUGGAUUCCACUCAACGGACGUCCUGUCAUUUCCAGCCUGUCAAUAUUGAUGAUUCUGAUGCUUUCAGCAAUCUUGCCGAGGCGACAGCCUCUUUGUGGAAAGAGGGGCUGUCUUUGUCGUUCUGGCCACAUAACGCCAUCCAGACGGCCGAAUACGCUACCAUUGUCUUGCCCCCAUACCAGUUUGAAAGAGAAAAGCAUUGGGUGGAACUUCGAUCUCCGGUUGAGCUUAUUGAACAAAUAAAGGAUCGUGUGCGGGCAGAGAGCACUAUUCCAGCUUCGGAGUCUACAGCUGAUCCAAACCAAAAAUGGUUGUUUACUGGGUAUAAGGACUCGCACGUCAAGGGCAAGAGGCAACCUUGUUUCAACAUCAUCACGGCAUCCAAGGAAUACCAAUCCCUAAUAUCCAGUCAUAUCGUCGCGCAGAAAGCUGGAAUCUGCUCUGGCAUGUUGCAGGCGGAUUUGGCUAUCGGUGCGUUAUUCAGUCUUCACCCUGACUGGAUUACGAAGGGAAUUACCGCCACAGUCCAUGACGCGAUCAACCACGCACCAAUCUGUCUAGAUUCUUCACGUGUUCUGUCUAUCGAAUUUGAAGAUCAAGAGAAUGGAUUCUGGGACUGGAAAAUUGUUGGUUCAUCUAUGGUUGCGCCUCGCGUUGUCCACACUACCGGACGCCUGCAAAUGCGAGACCCGAAGGACGUUUCAUACCAGGCGGAAUUCCGUCGGCUCAGCCGCAUGGUGGAUCAUGAGAGAUGCUUGGCCGUUCUGAACGCUAGACCAAGGGACAAUGACGUGGAAAUAUUGCAGGGACGCAGUAUAUACAGGGCGUUCAGCGACGUCGUUGACUUUGGACAGCAGUACCGCAGUCUGCGUUGGCUGGUCGGUCGGGGUAACGAGAGUGCCGGUCGGUUUUCUAAAACACCACAAAAUGAUGCGUGGUUUGACCAGCUUCGAGGAGAGCAUAUCAGCCAGGUGGGCGGGAUCUGGGUCAAUUGCAUGAGUAAUCAUAGCCGAGAUGAUAUUUUCUUGGGAGCAGAAAUCGAGACCUAUAUGGUUUCACCCGACUGGGUAAACCGGCCACUGCCCGAUCAAUGUGAUGUUCUGGCGCGCCAUCUAAAGCACAGGAAUACGGGUGACUAUACAAGUGAUAGCUUUGUGUUUGACCCUGACAGUGGAGACUUGGUACAGGUCUUGCUGGGAGUAAGAUUCACCCGGACGCCUAGGGCCUCUUUCGUCCGGGCAUUGCAACACAUGACACCAGGCCUGGAAACUGGCCAUCCCGAGUCGAUGUUGGGCACAACUCUGCAACCUAUUCCUAUGACGGCUGCCACACCUGUGGCCGUAGCCGAAGCUCCAAAGACAGUUUCCCCGAAGGCGAAUAUUCAUGAGACACCGACGAGAAACCUGCUCACGGAGAUGACCGAGCUCAUCGCCAACAUAGUCGGCGUGGAUAUAGCUGAAAUUGGACCGGAUGCCAACCUCGUCGACUUUGGCGUCGAUUCCCUGCUUGCGCUGGAAUUGCAAGGUGAGAUCAAGACCGCCUUUUCCUGCGCGCCAGACGUGGUCGCAAUACUUGAAGCCACUACCAUACGUGAUUUGGUAGCAUGCCUUCCUAUCCCUCGAGAUAUGCUACAGCAUGAGACCAUCAACAAUGCUGAAUCAACGGAUGACCUUUUUCACGAGGUCUCCUCGCUUUCCCAGGCCUCAGAUCCAUAUUUGAGUACCCCAUGUGAGUCCAGUACGUCAGGCUCAUUCAUCCCCCUUGACUUGCUAUGGAGAGCGUCGGACAUCCUAGAGUCGUUCUCUGCCAUUAAGGGUCGUGGUGACCAGAUGAUUCUUGAGCAUGGCCUGGGCAAUUUCGAAAGCAAUAUCGUUCCAGAUACCAAUCGGCUGUGCACUGCACUUGUGGUGGAAUGCUUCGAGGAGCUCGGCUGUCCAUUACAGAGCGCAAAUCCUGGUGAUGUCUUGAGCCGCAUAUCUUUCAAGCCUCAGCACACAAUCUUCGUGAACUAUAUUUAUCAUUUUCUUGAGAAAACUGCGCAGCUUGUCAGCCUUGAUCAAACCGGGCGACUCAUACGUACUGAAACACCUACCCCUACAAUGAGCAGCAAAGACAUGCUGCCUGAGCUGCUAAAGAAAUACCCUGAUCAUGGUGAUUUUACACAAUUGACGUAUCACGCAGGCAUUCAGCUUGCUAGCGCAUUAUCGGGACUCACAGAUGGUAAUCGAGUGCUGAUGAGCAAUCCAGAAGGCCGCAAGCUCUGCGAAUCUGUGUAUCACAACUACCCACUCAAUAGAAUUGGAUUUGAAACAAUCCGCGACGUGAUCAUUCAAGCACUUAAACACAUUCACAUAGACAAAACACCCCUGAAGAUUCUUGAAUUGGGAGCGGGAACUGGAAGCCUGACUAGUGUAUUGUUACCACUUCUUGGCUCGUUGGACAUUCCCGUUGAGUAUACUUUCACGGAUCUAUCCUCGUCGCUAGUGGCACAGGCACGUCGCACACUUGGAAGGCAAUACAAAUUCAUGAAGUUUGCCGUGCAAGACAUAGAAAAGCCCCCAAGUAAGGAGAUAGCAGGACAACAGCACAUUAUCGUCGCGAGCAAUGCAGUCCAUGCCACGCGAAGCUUGGAGGACUCGACAAGAAACAUUCGACAGGCAUUGCGACCAGAUGGUUUCCUCAUGGUACUUGAAAUGCGAGAAGCAUGGCCUGCACUUGAUCUUACAUUUGGCCUGUACGAGGGCUGGUGGCUUUUCGAAGAUGGACGUACCCACGUCUAUACCUCACCCGAGGUCUGGAAGCGUAGCUUGACGGCUGCUGGAUAUGAGGCUGUUGACUGGACCGAUGGGAAGCUUCCGGAGCACAAAUAUUACAUGGUCGUUAUAGCUCUGGCAUCCGCGCUAUAA